Molecule: messenger RNA, 714 nt
Organism: Leptosia nina
Lineage: Eukaryota; Metazoa; Arthropoda; Insecta; Lepidoptera; Pieridae
Source: the annotation of a GenBank genome assembly
AUGUUACAAGAGAUACAACUCCUUCAAGGUCAAACGAACUACGUUGUAGUUUCGUCCGGUUAUCCAUCGGCGACCGUAACCAAAACAAAUAUGGAGAAGAGGGUCGUACCUAUCGCUCCGGCUCCUGAAAAGAACUAUGUCACUCACGAUACACCGCCGAGCCUUCAGUUCAGGAAGAAAGUACACUUUAGAACGAAUCCAUAUACCGGACCUCAAGCCGCUUCUAUUGCGAGGAGAAAUGCAAGGGAACGAAAUCGCGUGAAACAAGUGAACGACGGUUUCAAUGCCCUUCGUCGUCACCUGCCAGCGUCUGUUGUUGCGGCCUUAUCAGGUGGAGCGAGGCGCGGUUCAGGAAAGAAGCUAAGUAAAGUGGACACGUUGAGAAUGGUCGUUGAAUAUAUUAGAUAUCUACAACAACUAUUGGAAGAAAGCGAUGCAGCCCUUGGAAUUACCCGUGAACAGGAAAAUAGAGAGAACAUACCGACCCAGUCUAUGACCUCGGUAUCAGAUAUGGAUGACAGUUUUUUCUAUAGCAGCGGUUCACCUUGCUCCGAGAAGCCUGGUUCGCCAGCACCCUCAGAGUGUUCCUCUGGAGUAUCAUCAGCCUAUUCUCCUGUAGAUACGAAUCGGUACGAAGUGUCGACGCAGCAACAUCUCGGCCCGAUGGAUGAAGAUGAACUCCUAGAUGUCAUUUCUUGGUGGCAGCAGAAAUAA